This is a messenger RNA of Eremomyces bilateralis CBS 781.70, 870 nucleotides long. RefSeq names its product LigB subunit of an aromatic-ring-opening dioxygenase LigAB. Bases 1 to 870 code for a protein of 289 amino acids. Gene Ontology annotation, molecular function: oxidoreductase activity, acting on single donors with incorporation of molecular oxygen; ferrous iron binding; zinc ion binding. Lineage: Eukaryota; Fungi; Ascomycota; Dothideomycetes; Eremomycetales; Eremomycetaceae. The record is from RefSeq and is a predicted model, not a curated record. The transcript has 4 exons.
AUGCCGUCUGCUAAGUUGUCGCAUCCAACUCCGGUGUUCUUCUUCUCGCAUGGCUCAACCAUGAUGUUGGGGGAGGACUCGGAGCCGGCGGCGUUCUGGAAACAGGCGGGCAAUGAGGCGCUCCGACGAGGAGUUAAGAGCAUUGUGAUGAUGGGUGCCCACUGGGAAUGUGUUGGCGAUAAGAUCCAGGUUGCCAUGAGUCCGAGCCCAGGAAAGAAUCCAGUGGCAUACGUAAAGAGAGAACGAUACGAGAACUUUAAACUGGUGCCCGACCUGCCCAUGGGCGAACGUGUCCUUGAGAUGCUCCGCAAAGGUGGUUUCAACGCUGAACCUAAUCACAAGUUCAACUUUAUCCAUGACUCUUUCCUACUACUCAUUCGCAUGUUCGCUGAGCGCGGGAGUAAUAUCCCCACCGUCCUAGUGUCGGCCAAUUCUCGGUUUGACCCGCACUUCCACGCAAAGAUUGGCGUGGUGCUGCGUCCACUACGUUACGAGAACGUACUUCUGAUCGGCUCGGGCGGCGCGGUGCACAAUCUGUAUCGUAACCACUGGAUGCAGAUGGUCCUGUACCGUGACAACUUUGCUAUGCCCCAGCCACCAGGGGAAUUUGCUCUCGAGUUCCGACAGGCAGUCGAGGAUGCCAUCACGAUGAACAGUGGACCAGCCUUGAGGCGAGCAGUUACUCGGUUGAUGAAACACCCACGCUAUCGGGAAGCGCACGGCACCGAUGAGCAUUUCAUCCCAAUGUGUUUCAUAGCGGGAGCUGCAGGAGACAAAGCAGACGAAGGAACGAAGAAUGUUAUGACUGCGGAGUGUUGGGAGCUUGUGGCCAUGGCGAACACUCAAUUUCAAUUGGGUGAGUGGGUAUAG